Molecule: messenger RNA, 1019 nt
Organism: Trichobilharzia szidati
Lineage: Eukaryota; Metazoa; Platyhelminthes; Trematoda; Strigeidida; Schistosomatidae
Source: the annotation of a GenBank genome assembly
UAAGUAUACAUGUAUAUAUUUCCAUAUUUUUAACAUUUUGGUGAGCACAAUCAGUAGUAGUGCUGAACUCACACUCCCGACUUUCUUCUUCUUCACUUCGCCGAUUCCAACUCCGACUCCGUCUCCAACUCCAACUCCAACGCCAAAUUUCCAAAUGACGAAAGAAAUUACAGCAAUGAUUAAAGAUGCUGAUAUGAAUCGUGAUAUGCAAGAAGAUGCCGUGUAUAUAGCUGCUAAUGCUAUCGAUGAACAUGAUACAGAACAAGAGAUUGCUCGGUAUAUUAAAACAGAAUUUGAUCAAAAACAUCAACCAUAUUGGCAUUGUAUAGUAGGGGGAACAUUUUCUAGUUUUGUAUCACAUCAAGCAAAUAAGUUUAUCUACUUUUUUCUUGGAAAUCGUUCAAUACUACUCUAUAAAUCAAUAUAAUCUGAUCGUAUGUUUACCAUUUUGUAAAUGAUCUGAUACGCAUAUACAUACACACAUAUCAUAAAUAACAAAAUCAUCUCUAAAUCACCGUCCCUAUCACUGUCGUUAACGUCAUCAUCAAAAUCAGUUUCAGCGAAGACCUUAUGUUAAAAUUUUCAAUACUAUUAUUAUUAUUGUUAUUAUGUGCAAUAAGGCGUAAUAAUAAAAAACAACGUAAUCAAUUAAAACAAACCGAAAAAAUCCAUCAAAUAAAAGAGAAAUUAACAUGUACAAUAAAAUUUGAGUUAAAAUAGAAAGUUAUUCUAUGCAAUAGCAUCUGCUUUUUAAUCUGUUAGCUAUUAUUAGUAUUAUUUAACAAAACAAACGAUAAUAAUUCGAGGCAUUGAACCAUUGAACAUUCUUCUUCAAUGUGUUUGUUACUUUUCCCCCGCGUAUUCUCAAUUUUUAUGUAUUUUUAAAAAUACUGUUCAGAAAGGAAACCAUGUAAAGUUUAAUAGUAUUAUUAGUAUUGUUGUUUGUAAAGUAAUUUUGAUAUUCAUUAUUAUUAAGAUUGGUUAACUUUUAUUUUUUGAAAUAAAUGAUCAUAGAUUCA